Molecule: messenger RNA, 6426 nt
Organism: Acinonyx jubatus (cheetah)
Lineage: Eukaryota; Metazoa; Chordata; Mammalia; Carnivora; Felidae
Gene: WDR86
Product: WD repeat domain 86
Exons: 6
Coding region: 113-1474 (453 amino acids)
Molecular function (GO): protein binding
Source: RefSeq, a predicted model, not a curated record
GGAAGCCGGGUGGGCGGCGCGGGAGCGGGGGCCCCCACCUCCCCUCCUCCGCACCCCGUGCCCCGCGGGGGGCCAUGGCCGCGGGUCUCGGCCGCCGCGAGCCGCCGCGCGGAUGCCGGGGCGCCCCUCCCUAGCGGGGCGCUGCCUCCGGGGCUCCCGGCGGACCGGCGGCAUGGGGGGCGGGGGGUCGGCCCUGAGGGUCUGCGCCGACCACCGCGGGGGCAUCAACUGGCUCAGCCUGAGCCCGGACGGGCGGCGCCUGCUGACGGGCAGCGAGGACGGCACGGCCCGCCUCUGGAGCACCGCGGACGGCCAGUGCUGCGCCCUCCUGCAAGGCCACGAGAGCUACGUGACCUUCUGCCACCUUGAGGACGAGGCCGCCUUCACGUGCAGCGCUGACUGUACCAUCCGGAAGUGGGACGUGCGGACCGGGCAGUGCCUGCAGGUGUUCCGGGGACACACGUCCAUCGUGAACAGGAUCCUGGUGGCCGACAACCAGCUGUUCAGUGGCUCCUACGACCGGACAGCUCGAGCCUGGAGCGUGGACAAGGGGCAGGUGUCCCAGGAGUUCCGGGGCCACCGCAACUGCGUGCUGACCCUCGCCUACUCCGCCCCCUGGGACCUGCCCGGGGCCCCCUGCGCCGAGGAGGCCGGGGGGCUGCUGGUGACGGGCAGCACGGACGGCACGGCCAGGGUGUGGCAGGUGGCCGGCGGCGGCUGCUGGCAGACGCUGCGGGGCCACACGGGCGCCGUGCUCUGCCUUGUGCUGGACACGCCCAGUCACACGGCCUUCACCGGCAGCACCGACGCCACCAUCCGCGCCUGGGACAUCCUGAGCGGGGAACAGCUGCGGGUGUUCAGGGAGCACCAGGGCCCCGUCAUCUGUCUGGAGCUCGUGAACCGGCACGUGUACUCAGGGAGCGCGGACAGGACGGUCAAGUGCUGGCUGGCAGACACGGGGGAGCGCGUGCGCACGUUUGCAGCCCACGGACACAGCGUGAGCGCCCUCAAAUACCACGCGGGCACCUUGUUCACCGGCAGCGGGGACGCCCGCGCGCGCGCCUUCGACGCCGAGUCUGGAGCGCUGCAGAGGGUGUUCCGCGGUCACGCCUUCGUCAUCAACUGCAUCCAGGUAAACAUUUACUUGUGGAAACCUCUGGGGAACGGACAGGAGGUCUUGAGAAUAAAAGGCAAGGGCAGGGCAGGCUCCAGCAGGAACCCCUCGGCAGGGCGACAAGGUGACGCCCGCCCUCCCGGCCUCAGCCUCCGGCAAGCACAACCCCGGCAGCUCCCCGGGGCUCCCGCUCCCCUCAGCGUGCCCCAAGUCUGCCGUAGAGGCGCCCCCCAGGGGCGUGAUCCCCCACAACGCAGCUGCAGCCCCGCCCCCGACGUGCUGUGCUCGCACACGGCGACCGCACUCCGCUGUGUUCUGUCUCCCCAACACUCUGUGCUCCCUGAGGUCAGCGUGUACUGACUGCAUCAAGAAACAACACGAUAUUCAAAUAAAACAUUUUAAUGAAAAGAAAACUAUACUGCAACUUUCAUCACCGUCCCCUUCCUGCGUCCCUGCCAACCCCUGGUGCUGCAAACAGAAACCUCACGCAGAGUUCUGCCCCACGGACGCUGCUCAACAGUGGGCGGGCACUGAGGUGGGGUCUGUCCUUCUGGCCCCGUCACUGGGUCCGAGAACGAGAACGGACCCUGAGAUCCAUACCAGGACUGGGGACAAAGGCCCUGGGAGGGGGGCUCCGUGUGCCGCGGGGGACACGGGAGAGGAGGUCAGGGGAAGAAGGGGCCCUGCGGCCACACCAGGGGCGCUCAGGGCAGGCCGAGAGGCCCCGGGGGACGCACUACCUUCAGGGCUUCGUCCAGGUUCCCGCUGGCCUGAUGCAGGGCCUGCUUGGCCGCGUGAGUAGAGUAGCCCAUUCCUUUCAAAGAGUUUAUGUUCUCCAGCCGGCGUCUUUUCUUCUCUUUUUCCUCUUUCCUUAUUUGGGCCAAUUCCUUUAGGAAAACAGCAAAGUCACCGAGUUGGGGACUGGGAUUCCGUAGGGAGACCUCUCGGUAUGCUCUGUAGGAUUCUUGGGGUCGAUGGGCCAAGCGAGUAACAAAAGGGGAGUGAACCGCUCCGCACGUCUCACCCAAGCAAGAGCAUGAGGGCUGCAAGGGCAGGGGGCACGCGCUGUCCCUGGGGCAGGGCCCGUGGGGGUAGAGACCUCCCUCCAGGCCCGGAAGACAGUGCUGCUUAGUCACCGCCAUCCCGACCAGAACAGGCCACUCGGAACCAGGGAACUCAUCGCCGCCAGGCCAGAGAAGCGGAUGGACCCUCUCUGGGGGGGUGGGGGGGUGGGGGGGGGGGUGGUACUUCCUGGCCCCUCAUUAAUCCCCGGGGAUCUUGUUAAAAUGGUGGACUCUGAAUGGGGGUUGGGGGCAGUGUCCCAGGUGACCGCAGAGCUGCAGACCCGACCCACCCCACUCCAGGCAGCAGGGACUCAGAUGCCUCCUAGGGCCUAUUAGCCUAUUUAAAACCUCCAGAAUGGUCAAUGUUAGGUGACAAAGGUCAUCUAGUCCCACAGUUCUUGACCCCGGGUCUCGUAAGUGCCUACUGUUGCCGCGAGAGUCUGAGAAGGGCUGUGGAGAGUUCUAGCCUCUUCUCUCCCAUCCCAGCCCCACAGAAGAGCGUUCAGAAUUUUUGAAAACAAAUGUAAUUUUUAAAAAACGGAUUUUGCUGACAGAAAACAAAACAAGCUAAAACAACUCUGAAAAGCACUAGUUUAAUCCAACCUCAUCAUUUUGCCAAUAAGAAGACAGAAAAUCUCUAAAGAAAGUUAAGUGGCCUGCGGACCAAGGUCACAGUUGACUGCAGAGCUGGGGUGAGGGCUUCUGCACAAUUCUGGACAUGGCCAGUUCUCACCCAACACAGAGAGAACAGCGGAGAAGAUGGCUCUCUCUCCUCUGUUAGGUCUGUUCCUACCUCCGUGGCUCACCCAAAGCACCAAGUGCCCCCCAUCUUCUUGCACAUGGGGGGGCCGUGGCCUCAUCUCUUAGGAAGAAAGGAGUCCUCACGGCGCAGCCAGAAAUUCCCGCAGAGUCAGCAGGAGGACUCACAGAACCGAGUGACUCCCCCAAACACCCCUGGGGACAAAGGCGUUCUUAAACUAAAUUCCUGUUUCAAAGCGGACAAGGUGCCGGUAAGCACCUGCAUCACCAGGAGCAUCGCGGCAGGCCAGCCCCCUUCACCUGGGUUCAUCUGUUGUGAGUCCCCCACCCCAGCACUGCCGCGGCACCCCGCACAGGCUGAGGCCGGGCCAUCUCACCCCUGCUCCGAGUCCCACCCGAUCAGGUGCCGGUGCCCCUUCCUCGCCCCCCCGGCCCCCACGCCCCCAAGCUGCCCCCAUCCUGCCGGCGCCACAGCCACGCAGGCCAGCAGAGCGAUUCCGUGGCCCUCACGUUUCCACCUUUGUUCGCACCUCCCCGCCACCCAAGCUGCCUUCACCCUGCCCAUCACCGCUUCCGAUUUCGGCUUCUUCCACUCGUAUUUCAAAGGGCUAAGAAGGGGCGCCUGGGUGGCUCAGUCGGUUGGGCCUUCGACUUCGGCUCAGGUCAUGAUCUCACGGUCCGUGAGUUCGAGCCCCGCGUCGGGCUCUGUGCUGACAGCUCGGAACCUGGAGCCUGUUUCGGAUUCUGUGUCUCCCUCUCUCUCUGACCCUCCCCCAUUCAUGCUCUGUCUCUGUCUCAAAAAUAAACAAACAUUAAAAAAAAAGGGGGGGUGGCUAAGAAACGUGCGUGGCGUUGGAACCCAGAGCAAGACGCAGCCAGCCGGGAGACACGGGGCUCAUGUCACACAGACCUGAGACUGAGUUGGAGCCUCACGGAGUUCUGUUUAAUUACAAAUGUCUACACCAGCUCUUAUUCGUGUCGGUACACAAGAGGAUACACAAUCUUUUCUGACGUUUCUCUUUAUACUAGAAACCGGAGACACAAAGCAGACCAACCGGAGGACAGUGGGCACUGCACCGUGUGCCGGGUACCCAGCCCAGCCUCCCGUGCGGAGCGGGCUCAGGGGCGUCGGGGGAACGGGGACAUCCGCCUCUCCCUGCCGCCCAGCCCUUCAGCAAUGCGGCCACCUCGGUGUCUGCUGCUUUGGCCCGAAGGGGAACCAGCCUGUACUCGGGAUGAGCCCCGGGGAGGCCCCAGGAAGGGCUGUGGGGGGGGGGGGGGGGUUCUAGUGUCUUCCCUCCUCCGCCCCCACAGUGACUGCUUAGAAGGCAGCCAGUCAGCGAGCAGCUCGGGGUUGCUCGGAUGAUUCUGAAGCGCAGACCGAGCUCCUGGGGUGAGGAGAGGACCCUGACUACAAACAGUGGACAGACCCGGAAGCCAAGCUCUCCGCCCCGGGGGGAAGCCACUGGCCCAACUAACCUGAGGGAGACUCAUGCUGCCUCUGAGCAGCGAAGCAGGCCAGUAAUUUCCUGCCCAGAGUUUAAGCCAGUUUGGAUUGGGGUUUUUAUUGCUCUCAACCCAAAGCACCCUGACACAUGUCUACCGGGUCCAAGAGUGAACCGGGUCAACCGCUCUGCAUACACCAUCUUGCCCUUGAUUUUCUCCAAGGGCUUAGGACUUGGUUCAGUAAAUGCACUACGGUAGGACUCCACUGUUCUUUAACAUUUAUUUUUGCUACUUAUAAAGUCAGGAAGUGGUCAUUUUUGCCCCCUCACAGUAUCUCUUGGCUUUUCAGAACCUUUGGUAAAAACUCAUCAGAAUGCUGCUGUCAGAUGGGCGUGGAAAGUGCAUGAGAAAACCAGAGUCUUAGUUCAGGUUUUACCACUGAUUUGACCCACAACCCCAGAAACAUCAACCGCUGAGCCCCAUUUUCCUCAUCUGUAAAACUGAUAAUUAUCUGCCCCAGCGGCCUCAGGCGAUCACAGGCAGAACUGAAUGACGUCAUGACCCUGAGAAUGUUUUUUAUAAACUCUAAAGUAUAUACAAAUGUAAGGAAAGAUUAUGAGAAAUAUUUUUCAGCGUCUCAUUUUAAAAUGCUGGCUUUCCAAAUGCUAGUGAAAUCUUACAAUCAAAAUUAACAAAUGCAGUCUCAGCAAUGCUUGCUUUUCUCCUAGUACUGAACUUGUUUAUUUAUUCAUCUACUUUUAAGCCUUAUCCCCAAUGUGGGGCUUGAACUCACGACCCUGAGAUCAAGAGCUGCACACCCUACCGACCGAGCCAGCCAGGCGCCCUCGUACUGAAUAAGACUGUGUGAAAUGCAAAAACACACAAAACUUAGCUUUUCCAAGUCUCUGCCUUUACCCACUCACUGACUUCUACAGCAAGACCCAACGGACCAUGAUCAGGAGGGCAGUCGGGCAGACCAGCAGACAGAAAGGUAGCUAUACCAGCUGGGGUCUUAAAAGGUGAACCCAGAACAGCCCUUCAGGCUGGCUGCUGUGUAACUGGCCCACGGAUCCACUCCCACUCCAGCACCAGGCAGGCCAGGGACCACACUGGGCUUUCCCGACCAAAUACUCUUUUACUGAAAACUAGCAUAUUAGCUAUGGUAACAUGCCCUCCAGCUCCAAAAUCUACUUAAUUAUUUUUGUUAAUGUUUAUUUUGAGAGAGAGAGACAGAGAGAGAGGGAGAAAGUGGACGAUGGGCAGACAGCGGGGGAGGCAGAGAAUCCCGAGCAGGCUCUGCACUGACAGAUGUGGGGCUCGAACCCACAGACCGUGAGAUCAUGAGCUGAGCCGAAGUCAAGAGUCGGAUGCUUAACCACUGAGCCGUCCAGGUGCCCCCGAAAAUCUACUUAUUUAUAAUUGUUCCAAAUGAUUAUAGUUUUGUCCCUUCGCCUUCAUAAUGUUAAUUGCUCCUAUGACUUGACUCACGUUUCCAGCUAGAAUGCCAUCCCAAACUACAGCUACGGCUCCAAGGGAAAACAAAGCCCCCCUUUAAACUGGUUUCCGGAAUUUACCAUGGUAAGCAAAGAGAGAGAAAGAGAGCAAAGACCCACACAGACAGGCUACCUGGACAACGCACUUAGGAGCCGCAGCAGAAAAUAAAACUGAGGAAACCACGCUGCCUGAAGAUGAAUUCAAUUAAAUGAGACAAGUUUCUCCUGUUUCUUCCCAGUCCGAAGUAUAAAGAGCUCCUUGUUGUUAAUAACUACCAUGGAAUAAUCUUUUUCUCUUCCUUCCAAUCCAAGAGCUAUAGCGUUUUGGAAACAGGCUUACUAUUGCCUCGAGUUUCACACCUACGCAAAGGCGAGCCCGUGUCGCCGAGACCACGUUAAGGUACCUCUCUGCGGUUGGUAAUGUGGGCAGCCGCGUGGUCCACGUUCCCGUCACAUGCCCUCAGGCCAAGCCGGGCCUCCUGGGCAGUAAAUCCCAACUGCAACAAAUUGUGAACUUUUGAUGGAUCAAUAUAUAGCUCUUUAAAGAGUU